Molecule: messenger RNA, 990 nt
Organism: Alternaria atra
Lineage: Eukaryota; Fungi; Ascomycota; Dothideomycetes; Pleosporales; Pleosporaceae
Exons: 2
Coding region: 1-990 (329 amino acids)
Biological process (GO): carbohydrate metabolic process
Molecular function (GO): hydrolase activity, acting on carbon-nitrogen (but not peptide) bonds
Source: RefSeq, a predicted model, not a curated record
AUGCCUGAAGUUUACGCCGCACCGCCUGACUACGCCUUCCCACGCGAAUUCAAAGGUUACGGCGAGAAGGGUCUUCAAGGCUUGAAAUGGCUCAACAAUGCCAAGAUUGCCGUGUCCUUCGUCAUCAACUAUGAGGAGGGCGGCGAACGCUCAGUCAUGAAAGGCGACGGGGUUUCCGAGAUCAACCUCCGCGAAUACCCAGCCCAACACAGAAUCAAUGAGCGUGACUACAGCGGUGAAUCAGAGUUUGAAUAUGGCUCUCGCCGCGGCUGGUGGCGUAUCUUCAAGCUCUUCAACGACUACAAGAUGAAGUUUACCCUUUACGCUGUCGGCUCAGCUGUCGAAGAACAGCCAGAAGCUGUCGUUCGAAGUGUGGAAGAAGGCCAUGAUAUCGCUUCUCACGCCUAUCGCUGGAUAGAUCAUGCUAAUCUCUCUGUCGAGGCUGAGAAGCAGCACAUCAGAGAUGGUAUCACGUCGCUGAAGAAGCUCGCCGGCUAUGCACCAAAGGGAUGGUACUAUGGUCGUCCCUCACCACAGAGUAGAGCUCUCAUUCCACUCGUGUACGAAGAAAUGGGUGAGGAGCUCCUCUGGGCUAGCGACACCUACGCCGAUGACCUCCCGUAUUGGACGGACCUGCCCCAAGAGCGCGGCAGCGCAAACCCCAAAGGUUGCUUGAUGGUUCCCUACAGCUACGAUUGCAAUGACUUCAAAUUUCAUUGCCAAGGAACUGGUUUCCGUAGCUCGGGAGCUUUCUACGAGCAUUUGAAGAACGCUUUCGACGUGCUGUAUGAGGAGGGUGAAGCGGGUGAGCCGAAGAUGAUGACUAUCGGGCUGCAUUGCCGCAUCAUUGGUAGGCCAGGGAGGUUCAAGGCGCUUCAAGACUUUGUAAAGUAUAUCUCAGAGAAGGAAGGUGUUUGGGUUGCGACUAGGACUCAAAUAGCCGAGUCGUUUAGGGAACAGUUCCCGUAUAAGAAGGGUCAGCUCGCGUAG